AUGUGGGCCGACUACGACACGGCUUGCCAGAUGAUGGUCAAGGAAGGCCACAAAUUUUGGGAUCGCCCUGGCCACACAAAAACGAGCCAAGCGGCCAAAGCCGGCGUCUGGGGGAUCACGAUCAUUUCCGGGGACCUGUGGCAAGAUCAGCGGCGAUUCCUUGUCCACACGCUCAAGGAGUUCGGCAUGGGCAAGGGGCUGAUGGAGCACCAUGUCUUAUCCGAAGUCGAAGACAUGUUCAAGCGGGUCGAUGCGCAGCCGGAAAAUGUGGAUUUGCGGUUGCAAUCCGACAUUGCGAUCGCAUCGCUCAGCAAUCAGCUGCUAUUUGGCUAUCGGCUAGAAAAGGGCAACCUCGACCGCUUCCUCGGCUUCAACGAGCUUGUCUACCACCACAUGGAACGAAUGGGGCAUCCGAUGACGGUGCUGAUCAACCACAUGCACUGGUUGAGACAUUUGCCGUAUUGGAAAAACGCACAAGAGCAUGUAAACGAGCUCGUUAACGCCCUCGCAGAGUUCGUCGACACGCAAAUAGAACAGCACGCCGCGAUGGCCAACAAUAACGAGCCGUCAAAGGAGCCCGAAGACCUAAUCGAAGCCUUUCUUGCCGAGCGAAAGAUUGCUGAGGGCACCGAGCGGGAAGAAUUCUAUUGUCACCGUCAGCUUCGCGCGCUACUACUCGAUAUGGUGAUUGCUGGCUACCACACAACGUCCUGCACGUAUGGCUGGACGUUGGCCUUCCUGGUGAAGUAUCCGGAAUACCAGAGGAGGGCACAGGAAGAGCUUGAUCGCGCAAUCGGCGAUGACCGUCUCGUCACCAUGGCGGACAAAGUUCAUCUACCGUUCUGCCAAGCUAUCCUGCAGGAAGUUCAUCGCUACGGGACCGCUGGGCUUCUGACGCUCCACCACGCGGCUUCCGAGGACGUCCACGUCCAAGGGUACACAGUUCCAAAAGGAUGUACCGUAUACUCACUGAAUGUAUGCGUGCACUAUGAUGAGAAGCUUUACCCCGAUCCUUGGGAGUUCCGACCGGAGCGCUUCAUUCGGGAAGAUGGGAGCUUUAUAAUCGAUGAAAAGAUCACGCCUUUUCAACUUGGCAAGCGUAACUGUGCAGCGCGACCGCUGGCCCAUAUGGAGUUAUUUUUGCACUUGGCCAACGUGAUGAAUCGAUAUACGAUUACCGGUAAAGUGUUGCCACCCUACGAACGACGUCUCGGCCACGCUUUUCGAGCCCCGAAGGUGCAUCCCAGCGAACUUGAACGGGUGGUACGGUCGAUAGAUGGCGUAUCGGACUGUGUGGUUGUCGGUGCGGCCCAUGAGACGAAGGGAGAGGCUCCUCACGCCCUCGUCGUAAAGGGAAAGCAAGGGAUCAACGAUUGCAAGAUCAUGGCCCUCGUAAAUGGCCAAGUCCCGCGGCAUAAACAGCUCGACGGUGUGACCUUCAUCCGGGUGAUCCCCAGGUCGUUGGACGGAGAGGUGUCGAGGAGCUUGUUGAAAGAAUUAUAUUUUGGUCCGGGAAACCAGUUGAGGGCAAAGAUU
Molecule: messenger RNA, 1536 nt
Organism: Mesorhabditis spiculigera
Lineage: Eukaryota; Metazoa; Nematoda; Chromadorea; Rhabditida; Rhabditidae
Source: the annotation of a GenBank genome assembly